This is a messenger RNA of Penicillium mononematosum, 477 nucleotides long. RefSeq lists its product as uncharacterized. The record is from RefSeq and is a predicted model, not a curated record. Lineage: Eukaryota; Fungi; Ascomycota; Eurotiomycetes; Eurotiales; Aspergillaceae. The coding region runs from base 1 to 477 and encodes 158 amino acids. The transcript has 2 exons.
AUGGCGAAUCAGCAGGGACCAGCCCGCCGCAACGGCGUUAUUGGGUUCAACAUGACGGGUGGCCCCACCCCCGCCAUCCCUCUAAUCGCCCCGCGGUAUAAGGGUCCCAUUCCCGACCCGUCCCGCGGCAAUGGACCUGUUGGCAUUCGCAUGCCGGCUGCUCCCCCUUCUUCUGCUCCGUACCUUAGUCUCCAAUACGACUUCCAAAAGGACCGCCACGACAUCCAGGAUCUGCGACAGAUAGUCGCAGCCGCCGAGUUCAACCUGCAACGUCAAAAACGCCUUGCGGGUGCCGAGGACCGAUUCAAAGGCCUCGCCAAGAACCUCGAUCUAAUGCUUGCCGCGGCCAUGCAAGCCACAAGGGACAGCCAGUUGCGGGCUCGCAGUGCUCCAACUGCUGAGUCCUCCAUCCACCCUGUGUGCAUUGCGCGCCACCAUAUCGUAGGAUCUCAUUUGACUAUCCUUCCCCAAAACUAG